Lodderomyces beijingensis is the source of this 1464-nucleotide messenger RNA. NCBI's taxonomy places the organism in Eukaryota, Fungi, Ascomycota, Pichiomycetes, Serinales, Debaryomycetaceae. The record is from the annotation of a GenBank genome assembly.
AUGGGAAUCAAAAAGAUGUUUAUGAAAAAAGAUCCAACCGAGGAAGAGAUACGAGAAGAUCUCAACCGGGUUGGUAUCUCGACAAAGUCCGGUAAAGUUCGAGAGGAAAAGUUUGGAGCGUUCAAGAACUACGCCCAGGAGAGGGCCCAAAUGAAAGGUGGCUUGAAGCCUGUUAAUCCAUAUGCAAAUGCGCAGGAUAACGACCCAAAACGCAACCCAUAUGCCAGUGGUGAUCUUUCAAACAGCUCGGCGACGUUGACAAACACAAACGGCUCGAACCCUUCUCUGAAUCCAUCAAAUCCCGCAACUUCAGUCUCAAGUGCCGGCGGCGGCGGCAGCAGCCCCUAUGGGCAGCGCCAGCAGCCACGCAGUUCGCUGUAUGAUGUGAACCCUAGGCCACGACAAGCAGUUCCAACUCCAUCGCCAUCGCCAAUGAUGUCUUCGCUGCAGUCCAGCCCAUAUGGCCAGUCGCGAUCUAAAAGUUCCGUUGAUGCAUACAGCCAGCUGAGGGCAGCCCCGGGGCAAAGGUCACUGUCGAGUGAAGGUCUUGCUUCAGCAAGUCGCGUGUCUACCAGGCAAACCACCAGCGGGGAUACCGACUCGUCGCUCGAUUUAAAUGCCAUAAAUUCCCACCAGAUGUUCCGCAACACCAAGCCCAUCAAGAAGCAAACGUUUGAUGACGAGUUGGAUUUGAACGAAGAGUAUGAAGAGCAAGACGCAGAGUUGGACUUGAAUUUGGAUAUCCCUGAAGAGCAGCAGGAAGUCAACUCCGAAGACGAAGAAGUCGAUGCGAUAAAACAGGAUAUUCGAUUUGUCAAGCAAGAGUCUGUCCAGUCAACACGAAACACACUCAGGAUGGCCCAGGAGGCGGAUGCCUCCGGUACAAACACGUUGGGAAUGUUGGGAUCGCAAUCGGAAAGGUUGUUCAAUGCCGAGCAGAAUUUGCUCCUUGCCGACACCCAAACGCAGAUUGCAGAUGAGAAGGUGAAGGAGUUGAAAAGGUUGAACCGUUCGAUUUUUGUGCCUGCACAGGGCAAUCCAUUCAACAAAAAAUCCAGAUUGCGUCAACAGGAGGAAACGAUCAAGAACCGUAAAUUGCAGGAGAAGCUUAUGAGGGAAAAUAACCGCCAAGGAAUGUACGAAAGUGAGCAACGAUUGAAGCAAGGGAUCACCAAUAACGCCACCAAUAAUGAUGUUCAUCAAAAGUACCAAAAUGAAAAAUACUUGAGCCAAGCUUCGAGGUACCAAUUUGAGAAUGAUUCGGAAGACGACGAGAUGGAGAAGGAGUUGGCAUCGAAUUUGGACCAAAUUGGCGUUUACGCAAAGAAGUUGCAUGGUAUUGCUAAUACCAUGGGUAAGGAAGUUGACAGUCAAAAUGUACGGUUGAGGAAGAUCGAAGAAGAUGCAGAUAAAUUGGAUAUCAAUGUUCACAUGAACAGUACAAGGUUGAGCAAUAUCCGUUAG